GCGGGGCAGGCGGCGGGCGCUACCGGAGGAGGCUGCUCCGGUUGCAGCGGCGGCGGCGGCGGCAGGCGCGGGCCUCGGCCCGCCUGCCGAGGCGGCGGCGGCCCCCCUGGGGCUCCCUCUGGUCGCGCUGGGGGCGGCGGGGGCGGCGGCGGGCCCCCUGGAGGCAGUGCGCGCCGCGCUGCCCGUCGGCGAGCUGGCGGCCCUGGACUCCUUCGAGGCGUGCCAGGGCGUGCGAGCGGCCGCCGACGACGUCCUGCUCCGCGCGCAGCCUCCGCCCUCGGAGGCGAUGCGCGAGGAACUCCAGCGUAUGCUGGACCUGGCGCGGGCGGCCGCGGCGCCCUCCCUCGGCGUCCUCGGCCUCGCGUUCGCGGUCGUGGACGGCCUGGGCAUCCUGCUGGCGACGGCGGACCGCCGCGCUCGGUCAGCCUACAAUUAA
Messenger RNA from Prorocentrum cordatum, 436 nucleotides. Lineage: Eukaryota; Dinophyceae; Prorocentrales; Prorocentraceae. The record is from the annotation of a GenBank genome assembly.